ACCCCCGCAGAUCUGCAAGCGCUGUACGAGAUCAUGCUCCCAGUGAACAAGCAGUACAAGCCCAUCUUGCCGAGCGACAGCGACGAGCCAGGCGAGGACGCGCGCGCGUUCGACACGGUCGCCUCCGCGCCCGGGGCGGCCAAGCCAUACUUCGAGCAGUUCCAGGCAAACAGCAUCGAGAGCUACGAGAACGAGCGCAUCCUCGCGACCGAGGGGGGCACCAAGUACCAGAAGAAGCUCGAGGACGAGAAGAAUUUCUUCGACAUCUACGUCCAGAGGAAGUUUCCGAGCUACUACAAGAUCAUCGAGGAGUACAAGGAGAUGUGCGACGAGAAGAAGCGCGAGCAGGAGCUCAAUGCGUCCGAGGCGCAG
Messenger RNA from Prorocentrum cordatum, 372 nucleotides. NCBI's taxonomy places the organism in Eukaryota, Dinophyceae, Prorocentrales, Prorocentraceae. The record is from the annotation of a GenBank genome assembly.